Lutzomyia longipalpis is the source of this 1912-nucleotide messenger RNA. It is a transcript of the gene Tbce, whose product is annotated as tubulin-specific chaperone E. NCBI's taxonomy places the organism in Eukaryota, Metazoa, Arthropoda, Insecta, Diptera, Psychodidae. Gene Ontology annotation, molecular function: protein binding. The transcript is spliced from 4 exons. The record is from RefSeq and is a predicted model, not a curated record. The coding region runs from base 262 to 1836 and encodes 524 amino acids.
UUAGAGAUGCGCGAGACAUUCUAUCUUGUUUUCACAGCGUGGUUAAAACUUCAACGUGGUAUUUUGGAUGUGUCAUUCAAAUCUCUAAAAAAGAAGUGAAGGAAAAAAAGGAAAAGUUUUUUUUCUGCAGGAAAAAUUGUUGUUUUUCUUCGGGGAAAAAAUUAAAGGGAAAUAGUGAAUUUCAUGAGCAUAGCAUCGGCUAGUGCUGGUGCUUUUGGACAAUCAUCCAAGAAAGUGUGAUUUACGUGAAAUUUUGGAAAAAUGGUGGGGCUGGUGGAGCAGCAGAUGUCAGCUUUUCCAAUUAAUUCGCGAAUUAAAGUUUCUAAUGACUACGGGACAGUGAAAUUUUUCGGAGAGAUCAAAGGCUACUCUGGAUUGUGGGUGGGCGUUGAGUGGGAUGACCCACGUCGCGGGAAGCACAGUGGAUGCGUCAAUGAGAUCCAGUAUUUUGAGACAACAUGCCCAAAUGCGGGUUCCAUGAUUCGUCCGGGGAAGAUAGCACCCUUUGAUUCGCUGGCGGGGGCCAUUGAGAAGCGCUACGUGCUCAAUAUUGGUAAUCCCUUGGAUGAAAAUCUCAUGCGGGAGGCCAAGGAAAAUGUGAAGGCGUCCAUUUUUGAGUUUGUCGGUGCCGAGAAGAUUAUGAAGAAGCAAAGUCAUGUGGAACAUCUCGAAGACAUCUCAGUGGCAUACUCCAAUGCCCAAACUGCUGGGAAUUUGAUGCCCUUCUGCAAUUUGGUUACCGUCAAUCUCACAGCUACACUCAUUUGGAAUUGGAAAAUUGUUGCCGAUAUUGCCAGUCAGCUACCACGACUCUCCUACUUGAACCUCUCGCAAAAUCGUCUUGUCUUGCCGUCAGAUUUGGAUAUUGUUGACCUCGAACCAUCAUUCCGUCACUUGAAGGACAUUAAUUUAAGCGACUGUGGCCUGAGCUCCUUUGAGGACAUUCUCCACAUAGCUAAGCUGUUCCCAUGGAUUGAAUCCCUCUCGCUGCAGAAAAAUAACAUUUCACAGCUUAUUGCGCCGGAUUGCGAUGUUGUCUUCAAAAAUCUCCACUAUUUGGAUCUUCACAAGAAUAAUUUGAGCUCAUUCGACGAAAUUCUCAAACUUGGAAACAUUGUGAACCUAAAGGUACUUCUACUCAUGCAAAACGGACUACAGAGGAUCAAUCUACCGGAUUGUGAGGCAACGGAAUACGUGGAAAUCUUCCCAAAUCUAAUGGAAAUCAACUUGCGCGAUAAUCCGAUUGAAAAUGAGAUUGAAACAUUCAAUGAACUGGACAAACUCAAAUCACUCGCUAUUCUCAAUCAAACACCAGACCCAAAGUCGGGUUUUGAGAAUAUGUUUUCCAGAGCUGUGGGACUGAUUAGCCAUCUCAGGCAACUCAAUAAAAUAUCAGUUAAUUCAGGGAACAGACGUGAUGCGGAAUAUGACAUUUGGAAGCUGUACGGAUGGGAGUAUUUGCAAACAAGCGGGAGCCCCACGGAAAGAAAGAAAUUUAUGAAAAAGAUUCGUACCUACGGAAGGAUCGUUGAAAAAUAUGGCUCUCCAGAUGAAUCUCUCGUACGUCCGCAGGUGAAGGUUUCCUCAGUGGUUGCCGUGAAUCUUCUGGAUCCAGAAGCCAAUCGACUUGUACCGAAGAAACUCCCCAAAAAGAUGACAAUUCAGGCACUCCAGGGACUCGUUCUCAAGCUAUUCAAAUCAAAUGCAGGAAGUCUCCCGAUACUGAGCUAUGUGGAUGCUGAAAGGCAGGAUGUUUGUGUUGUCCUAGACAACAUGUCCAGGACACUGGAUUACUACUCAAUCCAGGAUGGUGAUACAAUCAUAAUUCAGUGGUAGGAAAACUUUUUGUGCAGCAAUUUAUCUUUUUGUUUACAAAAUUGAAAAGAAAAUAAAAUUUUAAGCACAUGACAAA